Urocitellus parryii (Arctic ground squirrel) is the source of this 1603-nucleotide messenger RNA. The record is from RefSeq and is a predicted model, not a curated record. NCBI's taxonomy places the organism in Eukaryota, Metazoa, Chordata, Mammalia, Rodentia, Sciuridae.
CCUGAGUUUCUGACUACUCUAGGUUGAUGUAGAUCGACCCUGAUAAUUUGGGGGCAAAGGCUGCUUAGCCCUAUCCUAGGGACCCCAGAGAAAAUGUUGACUCUGWUUUGGGAAGCAUUGGGUAAGAGCUCUUGCUGUGUCCCGGGAAACCUGGGGCAAAGGGGCUUGGCCCUGUUCUCAGGGAGAACAAAAUGAAGGGACUGCCUCUCCCUGUACUUGAAGAACCCUGAUAGGAGCUCUCGGUCUUGUUUUUAGAGAGCCACGUGGGCAGUGAGAGUCACAGACAACACAGCAAGCAGGAUGGAGCACUACCGGAAAGCUGGCUCUAUAGAGCUUCCAGCACCUUCCCCAAUGCCCCAGCUACCUCCUGACACCCUGGAGAUGCGGGUCCGAGAUGGCAGCAAAAUUCGAAACCUGCUGGGACUUGCACUGGGUCGACUGGAGGGAGGCAGUGCWCGACAUGUGGUGUUUUCAGGUUCUGGCCGGGCUGCAGGGAAAGCUGUCAGCUGCGCUGAGAUUGUCAAGCGUCGAGUUCCAGGUCUGCAUCAGCUCACCAAACUGCGUUUCCUGCAGACUGAAGACAGCUGGGUCCCAACUUCACCUGACACAGGUUUAGACCCCCUCACAGUACGUCGCAAUGUGCCUGCAGUGUGGGUACUGCUCAGCCGGGACCCUCUGGACCCUAGUGAGUGUGGCUACCAGCCCCCAGGGGCACCCCCUGGCCUGGGCUCCAUUCCCAGCUCCAGUUGUGGCCCCCGACCCCGAAGAAGACCUCGAGACAACCGGUCCUGAAGAYCUGCUGAACCAGGCUGUUCUCUAGGUCUGAACAUCUGAGAUGGCUGUGCCUUUUCUGAGACCCCCCUUUGACUGCUCACCAUUCCCAACACAGCUUGGGUCCACAGAAGUCCUACUGCCCCUUCCGUCUGGCCUAUUGGAAGGGACUGCUAUGAAGAACACCAUGUGUGGGGGUCUCUGCUGAUUUCUGGAUUGUUUGAGAAGGGCUUUGCCUUCAGCCUACAGUACAUUUGACCUGCCUUCUAAUGGAGGUCUAGAGUUAGGAAAUAAAGGUUCUGCCCAUUUGUCAGAUGAACCUUGGCCUGCUGUGUGGAAGUGGGAGUAAAGGAAUAGAAGUCCCUAUCUUUUGCCCCCUGAGAGCUAAUAGGCUGGAUACAGAGAAAGAAUAGGCUCAGGAUGGUGUUGGAUCUAGUGAAUAAGAAUCUUCAAGCAGUGACCUGAAUCUAUGUAGACCCAUGGUUGGCUGUUUGCCACCUGCUUUGGGCUCAUUCAGGAAUUCUGCAAGCUCAGAUUUCUCCCCUUCUGCAGCAUAUGUUAUAGUGGGAUCAUGGACCCAGGCAUCAGCCUGUCUGGAUUUGAAUCCUGGUUCUACCACUUGAAAUUUACUGCCUUGUGAUCUUGGACAAGUUACUCUUCUGUGCUUUAGUGUUCUAAAUGAUAGUGUUUACCUCAUGGGGUUGUUUUGAGGAUUAAAUAAAGAGAGAUAAAUAUUUGAUACUUAGAUGACACUUGGGCAGCUAGUGCUAUAUAAAUGUUAACUGCUAUUAUAAUUGACUCAGUUCUUUCCUGUCUUAAAAAAAUGCCUCAG